AUGCACCGAAUUUGCCACUCUUCACUGAACCAAAACACUCUUCCAUAUACUAGAGUGAAGAUGCUUGCUUUGCUUGCACAAAUAUUGCUGCUAGUGCUCGCAGCUCAGAGCAGUGCCCUUUCAUUUGCCACCGUUUCCAGUGAUCAUCCUAGAGAUCAAGCUCCUGGCAAUGCAGAACAUGCCACUGCUCGUGAAUCUAUACUCUCGAAAAAGGGAAUAGACUAUGGCCAGUCACCGCCAACGUAUAAGUAUGCCCCUCCCUCCGGUGGCUAUUCCCCACCCUCUCGUGGGUGUCUGCCUCCUCAAAGUCCACCAACUAUCCGAUAUCAGCCACCAUCUCAAAGUUAUCCACCAUCAACUCCAGGCCAUCCACCAUCCUCUCACGGUUAUUCACCACCUAUUCAUAGGCAUCCUCCUCCAAGCCAAUACCCACUACCCACUCAACGUGGUCCACCACAUAGCCAAUACCCUCCACCAACUAGAGGUCAUCCACCACCUAGUCGGUAUCCUCCACCCACUCAGGGUCAACCACCACCUACUCAAGCCCACGCACCACCACAAAGGUACCGCCACCAUCUAGAUACCCUAUACCUCCACCUACUCAAGGUCAUCCACUCCAAGGCAUAUCCAUCCGCUACUCCGAGGUAUCCUCCACCUUCACGAACUCCUCCUAGGUAUCCACCACCAUCUCAGUACCCUCCACCUUCAGGUGGCUAUUCACCCCCAUACUUAUCCACCACCAUACCAUAA
Durio zibethinus is the source of this 750-nucleotide messenger RNA. The record is from RefSeq and is a predicted model, not a curated record. NCBI's taxonomy places the organism in Eukaryota, Viridiplantae, Streptophyta, Magnoliopsida, Malvales, Malvaceae.